AUGCCUUGUACUGUGUUUUUUGCACUUGGUGCUACUGUGUUACUUGUCUGGUGGUAUAUUUCUUUCAAAUUCACAUAUUGGGCACGUCGAGGGGUUAUCCAGAUGCCCCCGAGCUUUCCCUUUGGCAACAUCAGAGAAGUAGGUCGAACUCUGCACUCUGCUGAACUUAUGAAGAGCGUUUAUGAGAAAUUCCGGGGAAGUGGUCAAGCUUUUGUUGGUUUGUACUAUUUCACUCGACCAGUAGCCAUGGUGACUGAUCUCAAUCUAGUCAGAGACAUCCUCGUGCGAAAGUUCGUCCACUUCAGUGAUCGGGGAGUGUACUUCAAUGAAGUGGAUGAUCCACUGUCAGCCCACCUCUUUUCGCUAGAAGGUGAGAAGUGGCGGGAUUUACGGCGUACCGUAUCAUCUCUAUUCUCACCAACUCGUACAAGAGUGUUCCAUAAUGCUAUUUGGGAAGUCAGCUCACGUUUAGCAGUCUGCAUUGGUGCUAAAACCUCCCACAAUCCCACCAUCAACGUGAGCGAUUUAUCUGGAAGGUACGUCAUCGAUACCAUCGGACAAUGUGUCUUUGGUAUCAACCCAAACACCAUCCUCGACGAUACAGCACCUUUUCGCGCCAUUUCCGCCAAAAUAUUUAGCAUGACUCCCAUGCAAAUGUUGAAGCACCUCUUUAUGCAAUCCUUUCGCAAUACAGCGAGAAAAUUCCACAUGAAACUCACCAAAAAGGACGUUGAGGAUUUCUUUCUCUCUCUCAAUUGCACGCAACCAGAGGGAAAUUUCACGCAACAAACUAGUUUCACGCAAUUGUUGCAGAAACUCAGAGAAGAGGGAAAACUCUCCAGCAAUCAGGUCACAGCCCAAUCAUUCAUUUUCUUCGUGGCGGGAUUUGAAACUUCAGCUAUCACUAUUGCUUACUGUCUCCACGAAUUGGCCUGGAAUCCAUUAAUUCAGGAGAGGCUGAGGGAAGAAAUACUGGAGCUGGAGCAAGGUGAUUUAUCCUGGGACGAUAUCAAUCGAAUGACUCUACUCAGUGCAGUCGUGAAUGAAACUCUGCGAAAGUAUCCUCCUGGAGGGAAUUUCCUUCGAGUGGCCAAAGAAGACUUCAAAGUUGGGAAUAAAAUAAUUGAGAGAGAUACUCUUGUGGUUAUCCCACUCUACGGUAUCCACCGUGAUGAGAACUUCCAUUCCAAUCCAUUGAUAUUCAAUCCAGAUCGACCGGAACUAGCGCAGCAUUCAUGCAUGUUUAUGCCCUUUGGCGAUGGACCAAGGCACUGCAUUGGUCGUCGAUUUGCUCUCCAUCAGGUUAAAUUGGUCAUUUCCGCAUUGGUCAGUCACUACAGAUUUUCCCCAACUCCAGACGCUUCCUACAGCAUUGAACUGGCAAAAAACACGGUUCUCCUGAAACCACAGAAACCCAUCUUUCUCAAUGUGGAACGCCUCAGAGAUGAUUCAUUAUCUCUUGAGAAAACAAAAACUCUUCUUUAA
Messenger RNA from Phlebotomus papatasi, 1485 nucleotides. RefSeq names its product cytochrome P450 6a22-like. The transcript has 2 exons. Gene Ontology annotation, molecular function: iron ion binding; oxidoreductase activity, acting on paired donors, with incorporation or reduction of molecular oxygen; heme binding. The record is from RefSeq and is a predicted model, not a curated record. NCBI's taxonomy places the organism in Eukaryota, Metazoa, Arthropoda, Insecta, Diptera, Psychodidae. Bases 1 to 1485 code for a protein of 494 amino acids.